AUGAUACUCCAGGGUCUCAAGCCACGGAUCUUCAACCGCCUCAACAAGUUCGACGGCCGAUGGGUUGCGGAACUCCCCGCGGUCCUAUGGAGCCUGAGGAUGACCCCCAGCAACGCAACCGGCUUCACCCCUUUCUUCAUGAUCUAUGGGUCCGAGGUGAUCCUCCCCACCAACUUGGAGUAUGGGUCACCGAGGGUCAGGGCGUACGACGAACAAGGGAACCAAACAUCCCUCACGAACGCGCAAGACCAGCUAGACGAAGCACGAGACAUGGCCCUGCUACACUUGGGCAAGUACCAACAAGCCUUGCAACGGUACCACAGCCGUAAGGUACGAGGCCGGGCCCUCAACGUCGGCGACUUGGUGCUCCGCCUCAUCCAGAGCAACAAGGGUCGGCACAAGCUGACCCCGCCGUGGGAAGGUUCGUUUGUCGUUGCGUAA
Molecule: messenger RNA, 441 nt
Organism: Setaria italica (foxtail millet)
Lineage: Eukaryota; Viridiplantae; Streptophyta; Magnoliopsida; Poales; Poaceae
Exons: 1
Coding region: 1-441 (146 amino acids)
Molecular function (GO): nucleic acid binding
Source: RefSeq, a predicted model, not a curated record